Molecule: messenger RNA, 2834 nt
Organism: Echinops telfairi (small Madagascar hedgehog)
Lineage: Eukaryota; Metazoa; Chordata; Mammalia; Afrosoricida; Tenrecidae
Gene: STYK1
Product: serine/threonine/tyrosine kinase 1
Exons: 11
Coding region: 378-1643 (421 amino acids)
Biological process (GO): protein phosphorylation; multicellular organism development; cell surface receptor protein tyrosine kinase signaling pathway
Cellular component (GO): signaling receptor complex
Molecular function (GO): transmembrane receptor protein tyrosine kinase activity; ATP binding
Source: RefSeq, a predicted model, not a curated record
UCUUCAUUUGGGAAGCAGAACUGCCAGGAGACCUUGAAAGAACUGGGAGUCUCCUUAGAAGCAGAAGCCCAGCAGGAUGAAUUGCAAAGAGGGGGGCUGAUUCUUGGAAACACAAUGUGACUGACCACUGCAGGACCCAGGUGCUUGAAGAGCCCUGAGAAGCAACUGCAGGGUGGACUCACCAGGUAGGAGAAGGAAGACACAGUCAGUCUUAAUUCAAGGAGGGAGCUAAACAUUUCAAGAUGCUCAGAGAAAGUCAGAAGCAACUGCGAAGACGUUAAAAACCACUCAAGCCCUGGGAAUCACUCAGCCGGUGCCGUCUCCGUGCGUCUAGUGGGGAAGCAGGCAGCCCUGCAGCAAUAGGAGAUGAAAAGGGGAUGGCACGGGUGCUUCUGGAAUGCAGUCUCAGUGACAAACUGUGUGUUGUCCGGGAACAGCAAUAUGAGGUUAUCAUUGUCCCCACCCUCCUGGUUGGUGUCUUCCUCAUCCUUCUUGGGGUCAUCCUGUGGCUCUAUAUCAGAGGACAAAGAGCGCAACAAGAUACCUCUGGACUCCAAGGCACUAGCCCCAUGCCUCCUCCAUCGAGGGGCCUAAGCUGGGAAGCAGAAGGUCGGGGAAGAAAUGAGUUUGUGCGACUUGAGACGUCAGUGGAAGGCCUCUUACGAGUCACCACACCUGCUCUGGCUAAGCUGCAGGUGCCCAGGGAACACCUCUCUGAUGUGCUGGAGCAGAUCCACCAUGGUAGCUGUGGAGCCAUCUAUCGAGCCCAGAUGCACACUGGGGACCCCGCUAAGUCCAAGAGGGUUGUACUCAAGGCCUUACGAGAAUCAGCUGGGCUCCAGGAGGUGCAGGACUUCUUAGGGCGAAUCCAGUUCCAUCAGUACCUAGGGCAUCACCAGCACCUGGUGCAGCUGGAGGGCUGCUGCACUGAAAGGCUGCCACUUUACAUGGUGCUCGAAGACGUGGCCCAGGGAGACCUGCUCAGCUUUCUCUGGACUUGUCGCCGGGAUGUGAUGACCAUGGAUGGCCUUCUUUAUGACCUCACAGAAAGACAAGUGUAUCACAUUGGGAAGCAAGUCCUUCUGGCUCUGGAAUACCUCCAGGAUAAGCAUUUAUUCCAUGGGGAUGUGGCAGCCAGGAAUAUCCUGAUCCAGUGUGAUCUCACGGCCAAGCUCUGCGGGCUAGGCCUGGCUUAUGAAGUCCAUGCCCGAGGGGCCAUCUCCCCUACUCGAACCAUAGCUCUCAAAUGGCUUGCCCCAGAACGCCUUCUCUUGAGACCUGCUGGCAUCAGAGGCGAUGUCUGGUCCUUUGGCAUCCUCCUCUAUGAGAUGGUGACUUUAGGUGCCCCGCCGUAUCCUGAAGUCCCUCCUACCAGGAUCCUGCAGUACCUCCAGAGAAGGAAAAUCAUGAAGAGACCCAGCAGCUGUACACAUGCCAUGUAUAAUCUUAUGAAAUCCUGCUGGCGCUGGAGUGAGGACAGCCGUCCCUCACCUAGAGAGCUGCGCUUGCGCCUAGAAGCUGUGGCAAGAACUGCAGAUGACAAGGCUGUGUUGCAAGUACCAGAGUUAGUGGUGCCUGCACUGUAUGCAGCUGUGGCUGGCAUCAGUGUGGAGAGCCUCCCCUACGGCUAUACGAUCUUCUGAGAACCCCAAGUCAAGAAUAUCUAUAUAUUCUUGGAAUCAACUUCUUCCAGGACUGAGAAUGGAUUUUCUAAGGGGACAUGAAGGGAGAGAUGGAACAUGGAUACUGGACCUUCUCCUACUAAUUCCCCUAGAUACCUGAGAUGAUGUUGGCUCAGGCGCUACAUAUCAGAGCCUUGAGGCUGAGAAAUACUUUGAGUCUCAUUUCUGAUGCUCCAAUCCUCAAGAUUAUCUUCAAGACUCAAAACCUUGGUGAUAAAAGUUGUCUUGGAAAUAUGCAACGCUUGUUGGGGCACAGUACAGAUUAGCUGGCGUUCUGCCCUCCAAGAGCCAUCCUCCUGUGGAAGUUUGAUUCACACUUGUUGGAUGAGUGUUGGGUUGCUAACCACGAGGUGAGGGUUCAGAGUCACCAAUCACUUCACAGGCUAAAUAUGAGGUCAUCUGCUAUAAAAAUAUUUGGCCUCAAAAACCCUCUAUAUACUCACUGUGAGGCAGAAUGGACUACUCGCUGUGAGUCAGAAUGGACUGGUGGCAAUGGGCUUUUUUAUAAGGUCUAGAGACAUGGAGGGAAUUGGAAGUCAAUAAAGCAGUUGAUGAGAAAGAGAGACAAUUGAAGUGUGUUUAGCAGUGUACAUAUGGACCAACUGCAUCUUUCAAAGAGAUAGUGGAAGAAGGGCAUAACAUCCCUGGACUUGUGAUCUAGGGAUGGAAAAGAAGUAUUAGGGGAAAUGUCCAGUACAGCCAAUCUCUUUUUAUCUGAGAUUGGUGAAACCUGUUGGCAUUGCUUUUAACUAGAGGUUGAAGAAAUUGAUUCGUGCAUAAGAACAUGGUCUAUACAUUGCUCAUCAGGCUAGCUUCCCAGUCCCUAUAAGACUAAGGAGGCUGAGCGUAGAGACUCAAAGUUCAAAGUAAUGAAAAUGCUGUGUGUAUGUGUUUAUUUUGUAAACAUGGAAACCCAACAUGAAAGGUUAGUAUUUUAAAUAAGGGAUAGAAAUAGAUGUAGUCUGAGAAGGGAAGAUUGCAGCUUCUAACUUUGAACCAUUCAUUUAUAUGCUGUAAAAUUUAUUUUAUUUAAUAUUUAUUGAGGGAUUAUAGACUUUUCUAGCACAUAGCUGUCUUAUCUCUACAAUAAAACCAAAACCCAUUGCCGUCUAGUUGAUGCUAACUCAUAGCAACCCUGUAUGACAGGGAAGA